AUGCUUGCUGAAAUUGAUGACCUCGAGAUCCAUGUUAUCGUCAACGACGAACUCGACCCGAUCUCCCCAAGUCCCAAUGCAGCUGUAAAAGUGGCAAGUAGGUUUAUGGGAAUUCCCCUCAUGCUGGUGAAUUCGUGGACGGAGCGUGGUGGAGCCACUAUGGAAAUGCGCAUGGACAACAUCUGUUGUGCCAUGCAUGGGAUAUCUCUACUCCUUGUAAGCCUAUCCUUCGUGUCUUCGAUCCUAGCCCCGAAGGUGGCAUCUGGGCAAGAAAUACUCGACGACUCAGAACCGAAAUCGACAAUAUUGAGCAUGUUGCGCUUUCACAUUAUCACCGAGACCAUUUCGGCGGGAAGAAAAUGCAAAACCCUGAAUAAAGGCCAUAAUUGGGGAAUGAAGGAGCUGGCUCUGUACUGGCAGGCGGACUGGUAG
Messenger RNA from Aspergillus welwitschiae, 432 nucleotides. RefSeq lists its product as uncharacterized. The record is from RefSeq and is a predicted model, not a curated record. Bases 1 to 432 code for a protein of 143 amino acids. NCBI's taxonomy places the organism in Eukaryota, Fungi, Ascomycota, Eurotiomycetes, Eurotiales, Aspergillaceae. The transcript has a single exon.